AAACGCGUUCACAAAGUAACCGAGACUGAUAUAAACAAAAGUCAAAUGGCAGAAGAAACCUUGUUACAACCCCAUAAGUAUGUGGGAUUCGAUACCAUCACCACCCAGAUAGAGAACAGACUCUUAAAGAGAGGGUUCCAAUUCAAUAUCAUGAUGGUUGGUAGAAGUGGAUUGGGUAAGUCUACGUUGGUGAACAGCUUGUUCUCGUCUAACUUGGCCACUUCAAAUGGAAGACUUCAGGCCGAAGAACCCAUUGAGAAGACUGUGGAGGUCAAAGUCACUUCCCACAAGUUGGUAGAGAAUAACGUAAAGUUGAAUGUUAACGUUAUUGAUACUCCCGGGUUUGCAGAUCAAAUUAAUAACGAAAAAUGCUGGGAACCUUUGGUCAAAUACAUCAAGGAGCAACACUCUCAGUAUUUGAGAAAGGAAUUGACUGCCCAGAGAGAAAGAUACAUUAUUGACACCAGAGUUCAUUGUGUGUUAUACUUUAUUCCUCCCCACCACAGCAAAUUGAAGCCUUUGGAUGUCCAAGCCAUCAAGAAGUUACUGGAAAUUGCUAAUGUUAUACCAAUCAUCGCCAAGUCUGACUCGUUGACCUUGGAUGAGAGAUCUGCCUUGAAGAAGUCCUUGCAACAGGACUUUGCCAAGUACAACUUCAACUUGUACCCAUAUGAUAACGAAGAUUUAUUUGACGACGAAAGACAAUUGAAUGAGGAUAUCAAAUCUUUGAUUCCUUUUGCGGUUGUUGGUUCAAAUAAUGAAAUCAUUGUCAAUGGUGAGUCUUUUAAGGGAAGAAAGACCAAAUGGGGAACCAUCAAUAUUGAAGAUGUGAGCCAGUGUGAGUUUGUGUUUUUGAGAGAUUUCCUCACCAGAACUCAUUUACAAGAUUUGAUUGAAACGAGCAGUUUGAUCCAUUAUGAGAACUUCAGAUCCAAGCAGUUGAUUGCCUUGAAGGAAAAUGCCAACACUAACAGACAAUCGAAUAUCAACCAGAUCGAUUCAAAAAAUGGUGCUGUUAGUCAAAAGGCUUAGUAUAUUUAGUCAGACUCAAUAUAAAAUGUACCGGUGGAUACCGUAGAGUGGAAAUAUGGUAAAAAGUUGUUCUUAUGGGGGAUAAUAGAGUUAUAAAAAGAGGAUGCCGGUCCCAGGAAUCGAACCUGGGUCAUCUCUGCCACAAAGAGACGUACUGACCACUAUACUAGACCGG
This is a messenger RNA of Yamadazyma tenuis ATCC 10573, 1207 nucleotides long. NCBI's taxonomy places the organism in Eukaryota, Fungi, Ascomycota, Pichiomycetes, Serinales, Debaryomycetaceae. The record is from RefSeq and is a predicted model, not a curated record.